Molecule: messenger RNA, 4944 nt
Organism: Trematomus bernacchii (emerald rockcod)
Lineage: Eukaryota; Metazoa; Chordata; Actinopteri; Perciformes; Nototheniidae
Gene: adcy5
Product: adenylate cyclase 5
Biological process (GO): adenylate cyclase-inhibiting G protein-coupled receptor signaling pathway; intracellular signal transduction; adenylate cyclase-activating G protein-coupled receptor signaling pathway
Cellular component (GO): plasma membrane
Molecular function (GO): adenylate cyclase activity
Source: RefSeq, a predicted model, not a curated record
AUGUCUAGAUCAAACAGUGUCAGCCCACCCGGCGUCGGUGCCCCCGGGUUGAGGGGAGGGACCGAGCACAGAUCAGCUUGGGGAGAGUCUGAGUCCGUGGCCAACGGGUGCCCAUACUCAGCCAGAUCCCCGCGCAAGAAGCUCACCCGGACCAACAGUCGGUGGAGGGAGGAGGAUGAUCUGGAGCACCGGCAGCCCGGGGGGCGAGCCACCACCACCACCACCGUCAGUAGGGUCAGCUUCAGGUCCAGGUCCGCUUGGCAGGACCAUGGCGAGGACAAAAACCGUGCGUCGUCCCCUAAGCGUCCAGACGGCGAGGUGAGACCCAAGUCUGUGGAGUUAGGACUGGAUGAGCGCAGGGCCAAGGCGAGGAGCGACGAGGAGGAGGUCAUGCCCGAAGUAAACUUUUCCGUAGUGGCGUGCUGCACCAGCGUUAUGCACAUUUUCAAAUCCAAGAAGUUCCAGUCGGAGAAGUUGGAGCGGCUCUACCAGCGCUACUUUUUCCGGCUGAACCAGAGCAGCUUGACGAUGCUCAUGUCGGUGCUGGUGCUGGUGUUCACGGUCAUGCUGGGCUUCCACUGCUCCGGUGGCCCAGAGAAGCCCAACGUGACUUUCGCGGUGGUGUUUUCCGUGGCCAUCUUCCUCACCCUGGUUCUCAUGGUGGUGUGCAAUAGGAACGCGUUUCACCAGGACCACAUGUGGAUCGUGUGCUACGUGGUCAUCCUGCUGGUGAUGGUGAUCCAGGUGAUCGGAGUGCUGCUCGUUCGGCCCAGAAGUGCCUCGGAGGGCAUCUGGUGGACCGUGUUCUUCAUCCAUGUCAUCUACACGCUGCUGCCCGUCAGGAUGCGCGCAGCAGUCGUCACUGGAGUUAUUCUUUCUGCCAUUCACGUGGCUGUUUCUUGGAUGUUAAACGGCAUGGACAGUUUUCUCUGGAAACAGAUAGUGUCCAACGUGCUGAUCUUCUCGUGCACCAACAUCGUGGGGGUAUGCACUCAUUACCCCGCCGAAGGGUCGCAGCGACAGGCCUUCCAGGAGACCAGGGAGUGCAUCCAGGCCCGCCUGCACUCCCAGAGAGAGAACCAGCAGCAGGAACGCCUUCUGCUCUCGGUGCUUCCCCGCCAUGUCGCCAUGGAGAUGAAAGCCGACAUAAACGCCAAGCAGGAGGACAUGAUGUUUCACAAGAUCUACAUCCAGAAGCACGACAACGUCAGCAUCCUGUUCGCAGACAUCGAGGGUUUCACCAGCCUGGCGUCGCAGUGCACGGCGCAGGAGCUCGUGAUGACGCUCAACGAACUGUUCGCCCGAUUUGACAAACUGGCAGCGGAGAACCACUGUCUGCGGAUAAAGAUCCUGGGCGAUUGUUAUUACUGCGUCUCCGGGCUCCCAGAGGCCCGCGCCGACCACGCCAGCUGCUGCGUGGAGAUGGGGAUGGACAUGAUCGAGGCCAUCUCGCUGGUACGUGAGGUCACCGGGGUGAACGUGAACAUGCGAGUGGGCAUCCACAGCGGCAGAGUGCAUUGUGGGGUGCUGGGACUCAGGAAGUGGCAGUUUGACGUCUGGUCCAAUGACGUCACGUUAGCCAAUCACAUGGAGGCCGGGGGCCAAGCUGGACGAAUCCAUAUCACCAAGUCCACUUUGAAUUAUCUGAAUGGAGACUACGAUGUGGAGCAAGGAUCAGGGGGAGACAGGAAUGCCUACCUGAAGAAGAACAACAUAGAAACCUUCCUCAUUGUGGGAUGCAGUCAGAAAAGGAAAGAUGAGAAGGCCAUGAUAGCCAAGAUGAAUCGACAGAGAGCAAACUCUGUGACGCACAACAGCGGCCAUUGGACCGACAGACCGUUUUACAACCAUCUGGGCGGCAACCAGGUGUCCAAGGAGAUGAAGAGGAUGGGCUUUGAAGACCCUAAAGACAAGCAUUUCAAUUUCAGAAACACACAAGAAAACCUGAACCCAGAGGACGAGGUGGACGAGUUCCUGGGCCGCGCCAUCGACGCCCGCAGCAUCGACCGCCUGCGCUCCGAACACGUCAAGAAGUUCCUGCUCACCUUCAGAGAGCCCGACCUGGAGAAGAAGUACUCCAAACAGGUGGACUCCAGGUUCGGGGCGUACGUUGCCUGCGCCUCCCUCGUCUUCCUCUUCAUCUGCUUCAUCCAGAUCGUCAUUGUGCCAUCCUCCAGUCUGAUGAUCGGCUUCUUCACCACCGGCCUCGUCAUCCUCACCGCCGUCAUGUUCGUCUCCACUGUGUACUGCUGCUUCGGGCUGUUCCCCGUCCCUCUGCAGACGCUCUCUAAGAGGAUUGUGCAGUCCAGACUGAACAGCACCCUGGUGGGCAUCUUCACCAUCAUCAUCGUAUUUCUUUCUGCCUUCAUCAAUAUUUUCACCUGCAGCAGCUUGGACCUGCGCAGCUGCAUCCGGGAUGAGCUGAACCUCAAUCUCUCCGGGGUGAACGCCUGCCACGCUCACCUGCUCAACUAUAGCCUGGACGCCCAGCACGAGUCCUUCGGAGAGGACGCCCUCAUCUGCAGCUUCCCUGAGUACUUCUCCUGCUGCGUGCUGCUCAGCCUGCUGGCCUGCUCCGUCUUCCUGCAGAUCAGCAGCAUCGGGAAGCUCUUCCUCAUGCUCUUCAUCGAGCUGCUCUACCUGCUGGUCAUGGAGGUUCCCAAAGUCAGUCUGUUCGACAACCAGGACCUGCUGGUGAUGGCCAACACCGUCACCAUCGUCGAGCACAUGAAUGGAACAAGCCCCAGCUGCAUGAUGUACUCCAAGGUUCCUCUGAAGAUCAUGACCCCGGUGGUCAUCACAGUCUUCGUCCUCGCUCUCUAUCUUCACGCUCAGCAGGUGGAGUCCACGGCCAGACUCGACUUCCUGUGGAAGCUGCAGGCCACGGAGGAGAAGGAGGAGAUGGAGGAGCUGCAGGCGUACAACAGGCGUCUGCUCCACAACAUCCUGCCCAAAGACGUGGCGGCUCACUUCCUGCAGCGCGAGCGGAGGAACGACGAGCUCUACUACCAGUCCUGUGAGUGCGUGGCCGUGAUGUUCGCCUCCAUCAGCAACUUCUCCGAGUUCUACGUGGAGCUGGAGGGCAACAACGAGGGCGUGGAGUGUCUGCGGCUGCUCAACGAGAUCAUCGCAGACUUCGACGAGAUCAUCAGUGAGGAUCAGUUCCGUCAGCUGGAGAAGAUAAAGACCAUCGGCUCCACCUACAUGGCGGCCUCCGGCCUCAACGACUCCACCUACGAUAAGGUCGGCCGCUCGCACAUCCGCGCGCUGGCAGACUACGCCAUGAGGCUGAUGGACCAGAUGAAGUACAUCAACGAGCACUCCUUCAACAACUUCAAGAUGAAAAUAGGUCUCAACAUCGGCCCUGUGGUUGCCGGGGUGAUCGGGGCGAGGAAGCCUCAGUACGAUAUCUGGGGAAACACGGUGAACGUGGCGAGCCGCAUGGACAGCACCGGGGUACCGGAGAGGAUCCAGGUGACGGCGGACAUGUACCAGGUGCUGAGCUCCUAUAACUACACCCUGGAGUACAGAGGGCUGGUCACAGUGAAGGGCAAAGGGGAGAUGAUGACCUACUUCCUCACCAGCGGACCCCCGUGCAGUUAACCUCUACUGAGUGACAGACAGACACACUGGGGUCACGCGUUAACCCCGCCUCCUGCAGGCUAACGGACCCUAUGGCGGACUGAGACUAAACAAAGCGGCGAUUCUCAAAAACCUGCUGAGGAACAGGAUGAGGAAAAUCAUCCCGAGGCUCAAAGCCAGCGCAGGGGACUCUAUGAAAAGAGGCCGAGCUCGCCUGAAUCUGCCAUUGAGACCAAAGAUGUCCAAUGUCCAAUCAGAGCAACCGAAGAAUAUUCCUAUUCGCUUUCCCAUUUUACAGACGGUUUUGGGACAAACAUGCCACUUCCUGUCUCUCUCUCUCUCUCUGCCUUUUCACCUGCUGAAAACAUGUCAAACACAGACGGUUUUAUGUGUAUGAUUUUAUGCUCUGUAUGUUAAAACACAUUUUGGUCCAUGUUGUCGUGGUACAAAGUGUGGACGCUCAGCACCGCAGCACUACCCGUCCUUUUACCAAUAUCUGAUCAGAAACUAAGGUACAGCUGUGUCCUAUUGGAGAAAAGUGUGUCUGACGGAUGAGAAGUCGUGGGAAACGCUCCGCAGUGUUAGCAGAAAGCUUCUCGUUUAAAUUCAUAAGCCACAGUAUCAUCACGAAACACAAAGAGGAUGUCAAAGAAGAGCUUUUUUUCUAAUUCUUCGACAUUUUGUAUUUUGACUUCAGAACACCAAACCCUAUCAGAUAUUUUAAGAUUCUAUAUUUUGUACAUUAAUAUAUUAGAGAGCUAUCUAUAAACACCAAUGUGUAUUUCAGAUGUACAUACUGCAUCCUGUCGGGACUUAGCGUAGCGCCACAGCUAAUCAUUUAGCUUCAGCAGAUUGGUUUUUUUCGCGCUUUUUUCACAUAAUUGAGCAAAUCCUUUCUGCAGGAAGUUACAAUUCGCCGACUUCAUUGCGGUUUCUGAUUAUUCACGUCGAACCGAGUGAGUGCGUGCUUUGAAUGACAGACUAAAGGACGCUAAUGCAUCUGUCUUUUUGCACUCCAGUGCUUUAAGCUGUCCACUUUUUGCUACAUCGCUCCACAAACCCCCCUUUUCUUGCUUGCUCAAUCAGAUGGUACGACCCAAUGAAUGUCCAAUGAUGAGGCCUUUAAUCUGAACUGUACACUGACGGGGGGGAUGUGGAAAUGUGCCCUUUUUAUCUGCUGGUUUUUUUGUCUUUGUUUUCCAAUCGGAGCAGUUUUCUUCAGUAUUACAGCCUCACUCAACAUGUCAUCAACAUACUUGCCAACCCUCCCGAUUUUCGCGGGAGACUCCCGAUUUCAUUGCCCUCUCCCGGUUUCCUUCCGGGGUCAUAUUUCUCCCGCAUUUCUCCCGAUUUCUGACUAAA